GAUUCUCGAGUGAACCGAAAACUUGCCCGACUUGUAAUGUGUGAGCAUUCUGAGUCAAGAUUUGACCGAUAUGGCUACAUCACCAUCUAGCGUUUUGGGGGUUAUUACAGAUGUAUCUGUGCUGCCAUUGGUCGGGUCCCAGAUAAAUAAGUACAUUUGUCAUAACCGGUAUCGAAAUAUUUUGAGUCACUGCGACAAGGCGGACGUGAACGCUGCGUUUGAUUUGUCAACAAUCCGUGGUUCAUUAUUUUCUUAAAAUAAUUUAAACCUACAACGAAUGCGUUCCUUGUGUGAAUGUUUAAUGCGAUGCUGUAAAUGUGAACCAGCAAAACACUGAAGUCCGGGUUUUCGAGUUCAGUCAGAGCGAGAGACUCAAGCUAAGUGUCAGAUUGCUAGCUCUAGAGCUGCGUAUUUGUUUGUGAACACACGUUUGUUAAAGCCGUGGCGAUGGCUGACGGAAGUUCUUACGACGUUAAGUUGUACAUUUAUGACGUGUCAAAAGGACUGGCACGGCAGCUGAGUCCCAUGAUGUUAGGAAAGCAAGUCGAGGGAAUAUGGCACACCUCUGUAGUGGUUUAUGGGGAAGAGUUUUUCUUUGGAGGAAGAGGCAUAAUAAGCUGCUUUCCGGGUGGUACUAUUCUAGGUAUGCCUGAUUCCAUAGUGGACCUUGGAAACACAGAAGUUCCCCGGGACCUUUUUCAGGAAUAUCUGUCUUCGCUCAGGGAGUCUACUUACAGACCUGAAAAAUACCACCUUUUUGAACACAACUGCAACACCUUCAGCUCUGAGGUUUCACAGUUUAUAACAGGAACUAAGAUUCCCUCUUACAUCACCGAACUCCCAUCUGAGGUGCUCGCUACACCUUUUGGACAUGCACUCCGUCCUUUUCUCGAUUCAGUCACCAUCACUCCAUCAGGGGACAAUACCAUGAAUAGAUAUGGCCAGUUGUAGAUGUGGCUGCAUCUAAAAAUGUAUUAUUACAACAGUCAGGAAGCUUGUGUCUCAGACUUAUAAUAAUACUUUAUGUAAGUUUGUCCCAUUGUGUUUAUAUAAAAUAGCUUUCCUUCAGUGAUCUGCAGUGUGAACAGACAGAUCAGUCUGUAUAGUUGACCUUUUCAGUACAGGAUUUGCAGUUCCACUGUUACAAACUACGAGCGGCAACAAAGUGUUGGCUAUAAUAAUAAUUAUAGUAAUAAUUUUGCCAAGUAAACCAAACCUAAAAUAUCAAUAAACUACAUAGUAGAAUCAUUUUUACUAGGGAAUGGUUUGCAGUAAUCUUUAAAAAUACGGCAAACUUUUUAAACAGAUGUAAUGUACCAAAGCAAAUUGUAUCAGGAUUCCCCUAGGUGUCUCUGUUCUACCUCAACAUGAUCUGUUUCUUCAGAUGCUUUAAGAGGAAUAGAGGAUGAGAAUUAGGUUGCUAUUUGUAAAAAUAUGCUAUGGUGAUUUAUACUGAUCAGAAUAGUGUAAUUUAGAGUCCCUUAUUUAUGUGUAAAUUAAUUAGACAAUUCAUGCACUUUUACUGUUUACUGUGCUUAUAAAGUGCUGUACUCAUGUUUAGAUGUUUAACUCAGUCGCUCUUUCUUUAAUCAGUCACUCUCUUGGUACUGAUUAUUGACUCUUUCUGUGUUGUAAGUUGUUAUCUAAACCUUACCUUUACCAUUUACAUCAGUCCUAGAGUGCCAUGAAUAUAGAUUAAAGAGGAUUAAAGGGGAUCAGUGAGAUUACAGGAAGCACAGUAACAGUGUCACACAGAUGAAGCUAAUGAAUGUUUUAUAAAAAUUAGCAGGAGCCAAUAGGAAAGUUGUUGUAUUUUUCAAGUCUUUUGACUCUUGUCCAUUUGCUUUUUUAUUUGUUAUUCUGGUUGCAAAUAGUAUUAUAAAUAGGGAAGAUAGCAGUAUAGUGGAAAUGUGGCUUUAGUGACAAAAGACCAUUAAUAGUAAUUAUUUAACAAGCAGUAUAGAAUUCAUAACUCAGUGGUCUGAUGGUAAAUGGUCUAAAAUCUCUAAAGUCCAUAGGACCAGUGUUAUCCUAACAAACGCAUUAGCAAUGAGAUAUAUUAAUGUGAUUGAUUUUUAACCAAUUUAUAAAAACUUGAGAUUUUAUAUAUGAUAAACAUUCCUAGUAAUAAUCUCACAGUUCAAAUUAUUUUAUGUUCAGGUUAUGCUGCCUGAUUUUUCUGUGCUACUGUCUUAAUUUUCUGCCUCAAAUAAAACUUAUUCAUGUUUGUAUAUUAUUCAGCUCUAAACAAAUAAAGACAUUAUGAAAGUAUAAA
This is a messenger RNA of Cyprinus carpio (common carp), 2275 nucleotides long. Its product is annotated as desumoylating isopeptidase 1-like. Gene Ontology annotation, molecular function: peptidase activity. NCBI's taxonomy places the organism in Eukaryota, Metazoa, Chordata, Actinopteri, Cypriniformes, Cyprinidae. Gene Ontology annotation, biological process: protein modification by small protein removal. The record is from RefSeq and is a predicted model, not a curated record.